Molecule: messenger RNA, 987 nt
Organism: Nematolebias whitei (Rio pearlfish)
Lineage: Eukaryota; Metazoa; Chordata; Actinopteri; Cyprinodontiformes; Rivulidae
Gene: acer2
Product: alkaline ceramidase 2
Exons: 6
Coding region: 1-834 (277 amino acids)
Biological process (GO): ceramide metabolic process
Cellular component (GO): membrane
Molecular function (GO): hydrolase activity, acting on carbon-nitrogen (but not peptide) bonds, in linear amides
Source: RefSeq, a predicted model, not a curated record
AUGAGUAACGUGGAUCUGAUUUUCUGGGACCAGUUGCAGGCUGGCAGCUCCGAAGUGGACUGGUGUGAAGGCAAUUACCUCAUCUACCCCAGCAUCGCAGAGUUUUACAACACUAUCAGCAACAUUUUGUUUUUCGUGCUGCCUCCCAUCCUGAUGUGCUUGUUCCGCGAGUAUGCAGAGCACUUCAACAGUGGGAUCUACCUCAUCUGGAUCCUGCUGGUCGUGGUGGGAAUCGGGUCGACGUAUUUCCACGCGACCCUCAGCUUCCUGGGCCAGAUGCUGGACGAGCUGGCCAUCCUGUGGGUGCUCAUGUGCGCCAUCGCCAUGUGGUUUCCCAAAAGAUACCUGCCCAAGGUGUUCAGGAGGAACCGGUUGAGGUUCAAAGUGGUCAUCGGCGUCUUGUCAGGGGUCACCACCGGGCUGGCCUUCGUGAAACCUGUCGUCAACUCGCUGUCCCUCAUGACUCUGGGCAUCCCCUGCACCGCUCUGCUCAUCACUGAACUCAGAAGGUGUGAGAACCCACGCGUGCUCAAGCUGGGCCUGAUCUCAGGGUUCUGGUGGGCCCUGGCUCUGCUCUGCUGGAUCAGCGACAGGAUAUUCUGUGAAAUGUGGUCUUCCGUCAACUUCCCCUACCUGCACUGUGCUUGGCACAUCCUCAUCUGCCUGGCCUCCUAUCUGGGCUGCGUUUGCUUCGCCUACUUCGAUGUUGCGACCGAGGCCCCGGAGCGUGGCCCCGUCAUAAUGUUUUGGCCCAACGAGAAGUGGGCCUUUAUCGGCGUGCCCUACGUCUCCUUACUCUGCGUCCCUAAGAAGUCAACGAUCAAGGUGACCUAACUGGGCCAGAACCGGCCAUUGUGCAGCUUGGACACCAACGAGCCGUGCUGCCAUCACGAGCAGGUGUCCACCUCUCAGACAAGCGAAAGAUGGACCUUUUCCUCCUCCGGAGGGGGUUCUGGUCAACUCUGAUGUCACUUUUUAACAUAUCAG